AUUUCUGGUUGCUUCUAUGAUGAGGCAGGGUUGAACUGGCUAAAGCUAUUCCUGGGCUGAGGCCAUGGGAGGUUUUAAGUGUUGAACAAGCUAUGGAUCAGAUAACAUAUGGUGGUGAGUGGUACCGGGAACCUCUUGGUACAUUCACAACAGGUCCUCCAUACAUCAGGCAUUGGAAUAAGGAUGUUUUGAGAAUGUUUAGGAUUUUCUAUGACCUGAGCUUGCAAGUGUACAGCCAACUGGAGCAGACAAUUCCAGGUUUUAGUAAAGUAAUGGAGAAGGUCCACAUAGACGCUGAUGCAAGGGAUGCCAGGCGCAAGGCGAGGAGGGAGGCACAGAAGAGAGCGCAGGAGGAUAUUGCAUUCGGUCGAGUUCAAAAUAGGAAGCCCUAAUUUUUGUAUAUUAAAUUCCUACACUUCAAGUUCAUAUUGUCUUCUCCUAAGUUCGUCUUCUGCCUGUACCACAACCUUUUAUUCAGUUAUUGAGCAAGGGAUGUUUACUUUCUUUUCAAAUGGCAACACUCUGAAUUUUGGAAACCAAUUGGGCAUAGUACAUACAUGUGUUUGCUUUAUAUAUCCAAGGUUUUAAUUAUCGUUUGAUGCACA
Molecule: messenger RNA, 605 nt
Organism: Camellia sinensis
Lineage: Eukaryota; Viridiplantae; Streptophyta; Magnoliopsida; Ericales; Theaceae
Source: RefSeq, a predicted model, not a curated record